Branchiostoma belcheri (Belcher's lancelet) is the source of this 16942-nucleotide messenger RNA. RefSeq names its product E3 ubiquitin-protein ligase rnf213-alpha-like. Gene Ontology annotation, molecular function: ubiquitin-protein transferase activity; protein binding; ATP hydrolysis activity. The transcript has 93 exons. Gene Ontology annotation, biological process: signal transduction. The coding region runs from base 1 to 16167 and encodes 5388 amino acids. The record is from RefSeq and is a predicted model, not a curated record. NCBI's taxonomy places the organism in Eukaryota, Metazoa, Chordata, Leptocardii, Amphioxiformes, Branchiostomatidae.
AUGGCUGAGGGACAGCAGGGUGGUGAUACAGGCGUUCGUAAGUACUUCUUUUUCAUCAAGGAAAAGGUCGCCUCAGAUUGGAAGGACCUGGCUUUCCAUCUUGGAUUUGAAAAGCCGGGCACCGAUAAUAUUGCCGGUAGUAACCGAGAUGACAAGUCUUGCUGUAUGCAUCUGUUGGAGGAAUGGCUCAAGCGCAACGGAGAGAGGGCCACCAAAGAGGUCCUGAUGGAGGCUCUGUCUAAAGCAAAGUUACAGAUUGAUGUGGCUGACUACUUCGACCAAGUCAUCGAGAACGUGAGCUACAAGUGGGAAGACUUGGCCCGGAAACUUGGGUUCAAACGAGGAGAGAUCAAAUCAAUCGAUGAAAUGUGUCGGAACCCUGAUGCCAGGUGCAGGGAAAUGCUUGAAAGGUGGCAAGGAAGAAACGCAGAUGGUGCAACCCUACAAGUUUUGAAGCAAGCCCUCAUCGACAUUGGCGAACGGCUGAGAGCAGAGAGCUUGAAGUUGAAAGAGUUUGGUAUGCAGCACACCUCAAUUGGGCAGCAGAGGGAGGAAAAAGAAAGCAGACAGAAAGAGUAUCCUUCUCCACUGCCCAUUGUAGUGGAAAUACUUGCACAAGUGUCACCAAGUGUUGCAACCCCACAACAACUAUUAAGCUUUGCUCGUGCAAGGACGACACUUGUUGAUCUCACAACUGUGACAGAUGAUACCCACCGUCUGUUGGAACAGCAACUGUCUGCUGAGAGUAUCACCGUGAAAGCCACCAUCAAAGUACAGGACUUUAGGAAGGUUCUGGUCUACCUCCUCACCACACCUCUUGUCAAAGGUCAAUCCAUAGCGAGGCUACCUCUGGAGUGCCCCCUUUAUCAACCACACAGCCGCACCAUUAGCAAUGUGCUGGAGGUACUUCAUCUUGAUGACAAAAACCUGCCAAGACCUUCAGGAAAACAGCACAGCCAGGAAUCUGUACAGCUAGAGGGCAGCAGUGAUGUUCCUGUGGCCAGCCUUGACAUAUUGCAAACAGGAGAGAGGGUGCACACUCCACCAUCCCUACAGAACUUUCGAACCGAAUUGCCUGUGGACAAAAACCUGACGGUACUACGGAAAUUGCGUAGGAAGAGAUCCACUGACCUGAAGAUGGAGUGUCCAGACUGUGGGGAGUCAGUGUUGAGAGCCAUGCAGAAGUUUUGCCACAAGUGUGGGACACAACUGCAGAAGAGACAGAAGUUCCAGGACUCUGGUGAUGGAGGAGUGGUCGUCGUUCCUACAUCCAGUACGGCGUCUGCUGUGUUAGCAGCGAAACCUGCCAACGAGCCAAACAGCAGCAAAGAAAGACCUUUAGACCUUGCAGUUGGUGAGGGAAGUGUGUCCAGCCUGUCAGCUGACCACAGACAAGAACCUACAGACAAGGCAAAGAAAGAACAGGAAAAUCAGUCAUAUUACAGACCCCCACCCAACAAGACUUCACACAAACCAGAAGUGACUGAAAGAGGAUCAACAAUGACCUUGCACUUCCAUGUCCUGGUUUCUCCUGACUUCAAAAUGAAGCCGAAAGUGGACCAGGUCCAUGUGAGAAGUGACAUAGUCGACUGGAAUGACUGGGAGAGCCUUGCUGUCCUUGAAAUUACACGGCACCUGAAAGAUGACUACCUGGUGGCAGAAGGCAAAUGCACUGUGAAUCUUGGAAGGAUUAGCAACAGAUACAUCUCAUUUAAGUAUGUUGUGGUCCACCAAGACAGCAAGAUGAGCUGGGAAUUCAUCCACUACAACAUGGGUGGUGUGAUGGUCAACAGAUGCUUCAAGCUUUCAGCUGAGGAGUGCCAACCAGGAGCCGAAGUCCACCUGUACAACGAUGUGAUGCAAGUGGAGCACGGACUUAAGGACAAAUUCAAGUCUAUCAUCGGCUGGAGUAGUGUGGAGAAGAAAGUCAUUCACGAUCGUCAAAUUGCUGCCCACACAUGGUUACCUCGAUGGAAAGGCUUCACAUGUGAUCAGCAAGGUGAAGAGCAACUGGCAUGUGAUGUCAUGAAGCAAGUCGAGGAUAUUUGCAAGUGGUUGACUCUGAGCCCGAUAUCUGCUGGUGCUAACAGGCGGGUCUGGGCACUUCAGGAUUUUUCCUUUGCAGAGGUACUGAUGGAGUACAUCCGCCCGAAACUGGACCAGCUGGAAAAGACAAAGGAACACAAGAAGGAGAGCCCAGAGGAAGCCCAGGCACGGAUUGUGUCUGCCCUCUCCCUGUGUUGGCUGGUGAACAGGUUCAACCUCCAACUGACUGAGAAACAGGUACACACCCUGUUUGAUGGGCUCCUCAUCAGGCCUGAUGUCAAGGACAAAAGUUGCCACGAAGUUGAGACCUUCUUUCUUCACUUCCUGGAUGGAAGGCUGAAGUCUGCAGAGAAGCCCCUUGCAGUGAUGAAGGAGCCUCCAGCCUUGUUUGAAGCAGACAGGCUGCUUGAGCGGUCUUGUGCAGCCAUUCUCACAAACAAGGAACUGUUGGACCCCCUGACAGUGAAGACAGCCAGCCUCCCAACUCUGUGUGCAGCCAUCGCUGUCAAUGUUGCAACUGGGUAUUCCCUAUCAGUCGAGGAAGAUAGACAGGCAGUCCUGGCACUUCUGGAAACAGCGACAGCACUUGCGGCUAGUAAAGGGGAUGAUGCAACAAGAAAAGAGGCAUGUCAGACCUUCUGCAUUGCGAAUGAGGUGUUGCUGAGCUGUUUGGAUGCCUGCACCUACCUUGAACGUCACCCGAUCCUCAUUGGUGCAGUACACCUAGCUGCGGCCUGUAUGAGUAAUCUUUGGCUACUCAUGGACUCUGCAACAGACGCCAAGGCACAAAACAUGCAGACGAGUAUGAAGAAACUCAUUGAGAAUGUAACAACCCCCAAUGUGAUGAAGUGGUUGGACAAAAAGCUGAAUGUGAGAAUCUCCCCUUAUGCAGCAGGGGAAGAGAGUAAGGUAUGGCUGGGUGUUCUCAGUGUAGACUGGGGAAAGGAAGAGGUGAACAACUACUGGAACAAAAGGCUGCUGGGGAAUUUACAUCAACGGCUCCUUGCUAUCUCCCCAAUGGAACGUGUGGAGCUGUUCUGUUCUCUGGACACCUCCACCUUCCCCCAGCACCUGGCACAGUGCUACAGCGAUGCAGCUUUUGAAGCAGUGGAUGAUAUUGUCAAGAGUAAGAAUGGUCAGCAGAUCGUUGCCAGCUAUGCAAGGUCACCAGAUGAGUCCAAAUACAAGUAUGGCAGCUUGUUCUCCAGAAUGCUGCGGCGAACAUGGCCAGCAACCAACGAUGGAAGAACACCACCCACAGACUUGAGGCUCCUUCAACACAUGCUCACAUGGCAACCUUGUGCUGGGAUCCUCAAACUCUUUGGAGAGGCAUCAGAUCUGGCGAAUUUCCUGAAUGAGGACAGCCAAACCCACAUUGCCUCCUACAAAUCCCUCCUGGGCACAGCAGUCCAGGAGCUCACAAAAGGCAGCAUCAUCAUCAGCCACCUCCAGCUCCUCCUGCAGCACAGGAAACAGUUCCUAGAACUCUGCAAUGCCGUGGCUGUCAGGAGUACAAAGGAAGAACAGGAAGAUAAAGCCAGGAAGGCCAAAGGAAGUGGGAAGCAUGAUGCAAGCAUGGUAGUAAGAGUGGGAGAUACUGCCUGGCCUGUCAAGCAGCUAGAGAAGGUCCUGGACUGGAGAGGAAAGGAAAUGGAAGCAAUCAAGACGGAAACAAGGCAGAUUGAGUGUUUCCUCAGCAUGUGUGAAGACAUCAAACCAGUUACCUGUGAAGAUCUGGAGCAAAAGGUCCGAAGAGACAAAUCAACCAUGUCCCUGAAUGAGCUGUGUCAACCGGUGGCUGGUGACAACAUUGUCAAAGUUUCCUUUGACCUAACUCAACCACCCAACGUCACCUACUUUGGCAUCACUUCCGAGUUCAGGGAGAUGUUGACCCUCCUGGAAAAUCUCAGCAAAUGUACCGUCUUCAACAAGAUCUGGGAGAAGAUGAGACCAACACAGGCUGGUGAAGAAGAGGAGGCCCUCCCCGCACUUUCUGUGGAUGGUGUUCUCAGCCAAGUGUGGACGCCCGUCUACCAGAAGUGGCUGGAACUGCGCCAGAACGUCAAAGAUGGGAAGAUCACGCUUCAGGAUGUAGACGAGACGUUUGGGCAGUUCAAGAACGAGUACAGGAAGCUUGAGAACGAGCUGAAGAUGCUGGCGAAGAAUCCGAGUGAGGGAUGGGUCAAGGAGCGUGUGCUACAGAUAGAGCAGUACCACCAGCUGAACAAGCACCUGGACGCAGCAGAUGUGGUGAAAGACGUCAAGGAAAAGUACAAUUUGAAGGGAGACUUCAAAGGAGUGGAGAUCCUGCUGCAUUCGAAAGCCACAAACUUCAAGCAGAAUCCACUGAGUUCCAUCAACAGGAAAGUGGUGAAUGCAGGGAAACUGCUGACAGAGAUGACAGAGGAGAAGAUAGAGAGCCUCAGGAAGUUUGUCAAGUGUCAGCGACUGGUGGACUGGCUGAGAACAAAGAUCCAUGAUACGAAGGAACUGAAGGUGCUUGUGGACCUGGCCAGCAUCUCAGCUGGAGAGAGUGACAUCGAGGUGGACAAGGUGAACUGCCUCCUGUCUGCCGGGGUGGGAUAUGCACCGCUCAUCUAUGACCUGGACGAAGACUCCAACUUUGACACGCUGAUGAAAUGCUGCCGGCAGUUCUGGGCCGCCCUGGAGAAAGACAAACACCUGCCCAAGAAACUGAUGGACACCUGUCGUAACCUGGAGUGGCUGAAGGGUGUGAGUGACUCCCAUGGUCCUGUGGAGAUGUCCUCCCUGUCUCAGACAGAAGCCAUCAAUGCCAGGGGUGUCUACCAGAUCGGAUGCUUUGGGCAAAAUCAGUCUCUGAAUGACCUGGAGUCGGUGGUCCGAUUGCAAGUAGAAGGAGCGGAGUUUGAGGAUGAUGAUGAUGAAGACAUGGCUGUGAAGGAGUACAACCUGUCCAUGCUGAAGAGUCUGCAGAGUAAACUCAUGCUGCUGGCUAGGAAAGCUGACAAGGGCAGCCAGGAAGUGGACAGAUUUGUGGAGAUUCUAACAGGUGUGAUGAGACUUGGCCAGGCCUACGUUCACCUCUACAAUGCCAGGGCAGUCCUGUUCAACAACUGGAAUGCAGUUGUGUACUGUGACGGCAACCGAAGGGUCAAAGUCAUGGUCAACUUUGGCUUCGGCACAGAAGCCCUCUACGGAACCAGGGCAGCCGUUGAAGACCAGCUGACCCAGCUGGCAAAGUACAUGGAGAUGUGUCUGGACGAUUGGCUCGGCACCAUGGACAAAGCCAGACUGGAGUGUGAUGAACUGAAUCACUUCACCACCGAGCAGAUCGUGGUUCUCCGUAAAGCUCUGGCAAAGAUGAUCGACCUCAGUGAAACGGUGACCCCCCAGGUCCUGGCCUUGCUGUCCAGCAUCAAGCCACUGUGCGCCGAAGAUGACAUCAGGAGGGCCAUGUCACAUGUUGCUGGGGACAUCGACGCAAUGGAGGAAGAGAAUGUCAAAGAAGAGCCAAUGGUUGAAGAGACAGCAAAGAAGACUUGGUCCAUGGAUGAUGAAGAAAAGGAGGAGUUCGUGGAGAAGCUGAAACAGAUGGUGCCUGAUUUGACGGACCAUGUUGCCUUGGCGGCCAUGAAGGCUACUAAAGGUAACGUUGAGGAGGCUGUCGGAUGGUGCAUCAGCAACAUGGACAAUGAUGACAUGAUUGAAGAGAUCCUCAACAGCAAUGAGAGAGAUGAGGAAGAGAUGGUUACUUCCAUACAGGAACCUGUGUCCCUCGCUGGCUUCACCAGCAUGUCACUGUCCAGAGGGGAACCCAGGAAAGAGACAAUGAUCAAAAGAAUGGAGUCAGUUUGGGGAGAGUACCUGACCACUGUCAAGUCCACCACGUUUGAGGAGUACAUCAGCAUUGACCACCUGGCCUUGGUGCUGAGGAAUCUCUCCAGCACUGCAAACAUUGCUGUAGGUCGACAGUGGCCAAGCCGUUUCUUGGAGGCAGGCAAGCCCAACCUUGUAGUGUGUCCUCAAGACGACAUCUGGCAGACAGUGUUGUCCCUGUACAUGCAGGGCCAGACCACACAACCCCUCCCCUCCUACAGGGAGGUGCUCAUCUGUACUCCUCACACUUCUCUGGAAGAGGUGGUUCUGCUGUGGAGGAGAGCUGUAGGAGACCAGACUGGAGGGAUCUUCUGUCUGGUUGCUGCCGACCAGCUGGACUAUGAUGUCAGCGUCAGGGCAGAGGAGAUGAGGUGCAAACUAUUCCAAGGAAAAGCAGGUUACCAUGUUGUAGUAGUGUGUGCAUCAGAGAGACAGCACCAGUCGUACAUGGUGACCGCCCUGGACCAGUACAAGGUGCCCAUCCCAGAUGUGCCCUCCCAGGAGCACGUCCAGGAGUAUCUGCUGUCACAGUUCCAGCAGCAGGAUACUGGCUCAACUCUGCUGGCGUCCGUUGUAGAUCACCAACGCCUGGUGGGGAGGGACGGGUCUGUGUGGAGACGUCUACCCUGGGACCUGUACGUGGUGGAACACACCUACAAACCACAGGCUGCUGACACACAGAAGAACAGAGAAGAGCACAAGUCGUUUGUGUCCAUGCUUCCGAGUGUGACUUGCAUAUCUCCCAGACAGACCUACAACUUGCUGACAAAAAAUCAACAAGCCAUUCCAGGUUUGUGUCAGGUGGAUGAGGUGAUGUUCAGGAGUGUAGAGUACCAGCGUCCGUACCAGUACCUCCGGAGGUGGAUGGCCAACGUCAACCUGGACACCUUCGUGUUCACACCCACCAGCACAGAAGGAACCCAUCAGGACUUCCUGCACACAAUUCUCAGUUACUGUGGGAUGGAGGAUCCGUCCUGGGCUGAGCUGCUGCACUUCCUGUCCUUCCUCAACUACCAGCUGCAGGACUACGAACACUCGGCCUUCUGUCUGGACUUCCCCAGGGACACCCUGCCCGGCUUCAGGAAGUUUGUGGUGCAGUUCAUGAUCAUCAUGUCCAAGGAUUUUGCUACUCCAUCCCUGAACAUGAGUGACCAGAGCCCUUCCCUGAAGUCGGCUCCUUCAGACGAUCUGGAACAGGCAGAGAUUCAGCAGUUGCAGCUGAGGAGAACCUGGGAGAACAGCCCUCACCCGUACCUGUUCUUCAAUGCUGACCACAACACCAUGACGUUCCUGGGAUUCUAUGUGGACCAUGCGGGGAGUGUGAUCGAUGCCUCCGGGCAGCUUCUGGAGCAGAACGUCAUAUCUGGUAAUCUGUACCAGGGAAUGGCCAGUAACGGGGUCAAGUUUAAUGUCACCUUUGAUGACCUAACUAGAUUUGAAAAAAUCCAGAAGUUGUGCUUUGUGAUGGGCAUUCACAAUGUGUUCUAUGAUCCUGACCCAUCCUACGAACUAACAACAGACAACGUCAAGAAGAUCCUGGCUAUUCAUAUGAGGUUCAGGUGCAACAUCCCUGUCAUCAUCAUGGGAGAGACGGGCUGCGGGAAGACCAGGCUCAUCAGGUUCAUGUGUGACCUUAAGGCAGGUCACGUCAAGGGCAAGAAACAUCCCAAGAAUAUGAUCAUCAUGAAGGUCCAUGGUGGAGUGAGGGCAGAGGACAUCAUACGUAAGGUGGAGAGAGCUCAGCAGACUGCCAGGGUCAACAGGGACAGGCACAACAUCGACACUGUGCUGUUCUUUGACGAGGCCAACACCACAGAGGCCAUUGGCCUGAUAAAGGAGAUCAUGUGUGAUGGGACCAUCGCAGGACAGCCUCUCAACAGGCAAGACGGCUGUCUCAAGAUCGUCGCUGCCAUUAACCCAUACAGAAGACACACAGAUGACAUGAUCAGGAGGCUGGAGGAGGCAGGACUUGGCUACCAUAUCAAGGCCACAGAGACAAAGGAUAGGUUUGGUCACAUCCCCCUGCGUCAGCUGGUGUAUCGUGUCCAGCCCCUCCCCCCCAGCAUGCUGCCGCUGGUCUGGGACUUCGGCCAGCUCAGCAGUGAUGUGGAGGAGAAGUACAUCCUGCAGAUGGUCAACAGAUGUAUAAAAAAUAACAACCUACCUGCUACCGGUAACACGCCCAAGGUUGUGAGUGCUGUACUGGCUGCAUCCCAGCGCUACAUGCGGAGCAAAAAGGAUGAGUGCAGUUUUGUGAGUCUGCGUGAUGCGGAGAGGACCCUGACAGUCCUGUGCUGGUUCUACCAAAUGUCUGGCAAACUGAGGGAACUGAUGCCAGAUACAGGAAGGAGCACAAGUUCGAAUGCAGAAAUAUCUGACUUCACCAGAGCUCUAGUCCUGGCCAUCGGUGUCUGCUACCACUCCCGUCUGGAGACCAGGAAACAGUACAGAAGAUACGUGGCUCAACAUUUCACAGACACCUGCCUGCUUCCCCAGGGACCUCAGACAGUGGAACAGGAGAUAGACAGAUGCCAGGAGGCGUUCCUUGAUGAGCUGAAGGACCACCUGGGAGCAAACAUUGCCUGUAACAUGGCGCUGAAGGAGAACGUGUUUAUGAUGGUGGUGUGUAUCGAGCUGCAGAUCCCGCUCUUCCUGGUGGGCAAGCCGGGCAGCUCCAAGUCUCUCGCCAAAACUAUCGUGGCAGACGCCAUGCAGGGAGACUUUGCACCUUCAUCCUUGUUUAAAGGUCUCAAACAGGCCCAGAUGGUUUCCUUCCAGUGCAGCCCACUGGCCACACCAGAAGGCAUUGUGGGAACGUUCCGUCAGUGCAGCAAGUUUCAGAAGGACAAGGACCUGUCCCGCUUCGUGUCUGUGGUCGUGCUGGAUGAGGUGGGACUGGCAGAGGACUCACCCAAAAUGCCUCUCAAGACCCUGCAUACACUGCUGGAGGAUGGGUAUGAGGAGGAAGAUGAUGAUGAUGAUGACUCAGAGGAAGAAGAAGAAGAGGAAGAAGAAGAAGAGGAAGAAGAAGAAAAGGAAGAAGAAGAAGAGGAAGAUGAAGAAGCCCCAGAUCAGACAAGAUCCCACAAGAAGGUAGCAUUUGUGGGGAUCUCCAACUGGGCUCUGGACCCUGCUAAGAUGAACAGGGGCAUCUUUGUGUCCAGGGGGAAGCCAAAGAAAGAGGAUCUGACCAAGAGUGCAAGGGGUAUCUGUGAGAAUGACCACCAUGUCCUGGCCAGUAUGAAGACUCUCCUCCCACAACUGUGCGAAGCUUACCUGAAGCUCUACAAUUCUCAGGACAGGGAGUUCUUUGGCCUUCGAGACUUUUACAGCCUGGUGAAGAUGGUGUAUGGUUUCUGUAAGACAUCCGAGAGACCCCCCACCAAGGCUCAGGUGGUCCAUGCCGUCCUGAGGAACUACGGAGGCAGGGAUGAUAUGGACCCACUGCAGAAGUUCGAACAAGUGCUAGGGACACUCCCAGAUGACAAGCAUGCUGAUGACCCAGACUGCACUCCAAGUGGUCUGAUCCGAGCAAGUGUCCAGGGCAUGCACUGUGAAGGGGAGAGCCGUUACCUGAUGGUGCUGACUCAGAACUAUGCAGCGCUGGGGAUCCUGCAGCAGGAGUUACUGUCCAUGUCUGACACAGUCAUCAUCUUUGGCAGCAGUUUCCCUAAGGACUUGGAGUACACACAGGUGUGUCAAAACAUCAACCGUAUCAAGGUGUGUAUGGAGACUGGGAGGACUGUGGUGCUGCUCAACCUGGAGAACCUGUAUGAGAGUCUUUAUGAUGCCCUCAACCAGUACUAUGUGUACUUCGGAGGUCAGCGGUAUGUGGAUCUGGGUCUGGGCACACACAGGGUCAAGUGCCGAGUCCACCAAAACUUUAGGCUGGUAGUUAUUGCAGAGAAGGACAUUGUGUAUGAGAGGUUUCCCAUCCCACUGGUCAACCGUCUGGAGAAGCACUUCCUGGCCAUCUCCACUGUCCUGUCUCCCCAGCAGAAGGCCAUCGCUCACAGACUGGAGCAGUGGGCCGAGGCUUUCACCACACAGAGGACUGCACCUCAUGAAACUGUCAAGCACAGGUACACAGUAGGAGAUGCCUUUGUCGGCUACCAUCCCGACACAGCCGCUACCGUGGUGUUCCAGGUCUGCUCAGAGAUGAGUGGGGUAGACACAGAUGACCCUUCACUGGAGGAACAGAUACUACAGAAGGCCCAGGACCUUCUCCUCCAGUGUGCCACACCAGACGCUGUGGUCAGGCUGUCCAAGUCCAAACUGUCGUCAGAAGAAGCUGCCCUGAAGGACAAGUACUUCCAUCAGCAGCACCACUCCUGUCUGCAGGAGUUCCUGUGUCACAGGAUCCACCAGGCUAGACAGGCAGGAGGGUGGCAGCAGGGCAUACUGACACAGGUGACAACCCACUCCAAGCUACUGUCUCACACAGAUGCCCAGAGGCUGGCCACAGCUCUGGACCUGCCACCUUCUCAUGUAGCCGUCAUGUCACUGCAACAGUUCGACACUGAGCAUCAGUUCUGUAAGCAAAUCAGAGAUUUCCUGACAGGAACACUGCACGAGGAGUCCGUCCUGGUGGUCCAGUGUGACUCCGGCCACACCAACAGUAACCUGAUAGCCUGCGCCCGGUACUGCGUGCAAGACGAGCAGACACAGGUGGGCAACACCACGGCUCACCUGGUCUUCAUCGUGCAGCUGCCCCGCCUGCCGAGAGGCUGCUUCGUGGGGUUCCAGGGCGGCCGGUGGACGUGUGUGCACAUCGACGACCUGCAGCCGCCGCAGAGGAACGCGCCCGACGUGAGCGAGAUGAUCAACAAACCCAUCAGUCAGCUACUGGGUGGGCACAGGAGGGAGGAGGACACACGCUCCAUGGACAUGGAUGCCGAAGAGGAGGAGGAGGAGAACUUUGUUGACAGAUCAGUACAGAUGGAGGAGGAGGAUUCUGUCCAUGGUACUGAAGCUGGUGUGGAAGAGGACAUGGAUGUAGAGGAGGAUGAAGAACCCCAGGAGGUUACCAUGGAGAGAGAUGGUGGGGAUACUCUAGAAGAGAUGGACCUGGAUGACAUUGGGCUUGAACUCACUGCUGACAGGGAAGAGGUAGACCCAAAACCAAAGACAACCAACAAAUAUAAGGAGGUGUCUGUGUUGGAUGAUAAGAUGCUCCUGGUCAGCUGUAUCCAGGCAACAGCCGCCAUGCUGGAGGAUCCAAAGCACCUGCCAAAGAGAAGGACUGUGACCAGGAUUGAGAAGCUCAUGGAGCUUCUGCAGGAGAGGGCGGAGAAAGGUCCCAGUUUCUGUGAUGUGGUGAAGGCUUGCAUUGUGCAGCUGCUGGAAGAGAAGGAGAGGAACAAAGCAGACGGAGGUGUGAACUGGCUCACUAACGAGGCUGCUACACCCAAGGCUAUCACAGAAGCAGGGACACUCAGACAAUCAGCCUGGAACCACCUGUCCUCGGUGAUAGCCCCUCUGCUGGCCGAGAUUGUUGCCUACGCUGACAGGAACUGUAACCUGGACCACAUGGUCACCCCUGCUGGAGAGUGGACUGUUCCAAUCUUCCUGGACAUCCUGAGCGACAAGCACCUGGUGCCUUUCCACUACAGUGACAUGCUGUCUCCUGUUAUGAAUGUACAACGUCAAAAGAUCCCAGUGCUGAGUUCAGGAUGUGGUGAACAGCUGUUUGAGUGUAGGGUGCCUUUCUCCUGGGUCAUCCGAGGUCAGGUGGACGCCAUGCUGAAGACUGCACAGAAAAUGGAAGCAUUGACUUGUGAGAGUCCGGAUCAGGCCCUGCCCAGGCUGUUUAGGGAAUCCACCAUUGGCAAGAUUAUCCACAGAGCAGCUGAACAGGACCAGAGUGAGGAGGACAUCGCUGCCAGAUAUCUGCACGACUACGUGUGGAUGACUUACAGGAUGGUCACAACAUCAGCUGAAGAGAUGAAGAUGGUCUGCAGUGCUGUAGAAUUGUCUGCCAGAGAGCUGCAUGCCCAGUCUGGAUCAGAAGAGCCAUUCUGCAUGACCAUCCCAGCCGUCCACACUGCCUUCAGCCGUGUGCAGGGCCGUCUGCACAACCUGGCCCAGCUCCUGGAGACCACACCCAGCCUGCUGGAGAAACUCUGUCAGGUGGACUUUCAGUCAGACACAUCAAUGACUGUAGACACCACAGCAGUGCUGGCAGUGUUGGAGAGCCUGACACCAGAAGCACACAACAUGGCCACCCCUGCAGAACGACAGAGCUGGCUGGGGCGGAUGCAGUGUGUGGCUCCUGUGGUGGAGCGGGUCUUCGCUUCUGCUGCCUCCCCCGACAACAGUGUGUGCUACGGGGAGAAGAGCCUGACUCAAGUAAACAUGGCAAGAUUCCUGUGGAUCAGACUACAGACCCUGCAGAUGUUCAUGAAGCACAUGUUCACAUCUGCUGACAGUGAGGAGUCCCUCAGCACCAAGCAGAUGGAAGUGCUGUGGAAGGUCCUCGGCAAUGAACCUCAGAAUGACUUUAAGAGUGUGAAGACCAUGAAGACAGUUGAGAGGUUCCUGAAAUCCUGCAAUAGUCAGGCUGGCAUCAAGCACUUCAGUGGAGGCGUUCGAGAGUGCAUGAUUUGCCAAGAGGGGUUGAGGGAACCAGUGAAACUGCCGUGUGACCAUGUCGGCUGCCAACAGUGCCUGCGGAGAUGGCUGACUCCUGAUAGACAGAGCUGUCCACUGUGCCAUGCUGUAGUGCCUGAAGAUUUCCAGUGUACUGUUACCUUGGAAUGCAGUGACAGGGAUGCAGUGGAGAAGCACAAUGCCUACAGACGUUGCUGCAACUCUUUCUUCAUGGAGCUGGUGUCUCGCUUCUGUUUCGCUGGCGGCACGCCUCCAGAGGCAGGAGUGGUGGAGAUGCUCCUUAACUAUGUGGUAAGAAAAGGAACUACUGCCAAGACCAAGAAGUUCACACUGUUCGAAGAUGACUGCAUCGACCAGACACCUGUCAUCCGCCUGUUCCUUCUGCAACUUCUGCUCCGAGCAAAUUCCCAGGAAGUCAUAGAUCACAUGGAGAGGUACCUCCAGGCUGCCCGAGGCUUUGUGGUGGACAAGCAAGAGGUCAUUGAACUUUUGGUCAUCUACGUCCAAUGCAUGGAGGACUCUUACAAGCAAGAAGCUGCCCAGUCCCAUGACACAGAGACAGCUAUGCUUGAAGUUGCUGUCUCCAAACUCCAGCAGGCUGGCAGGCAGGCACACCGGAACCCACCGGGCCUGUCCGUGGCCACACUGCUGUUCAUCGCCAACAUACGGUUUGGACUGUCCGUCGCUGCACAGCUCCUACAUGAGUACCAUGGGAGGAGGGCUCUCUCAGUGCAAGAGGAGAAGAGACUGGUGAAGAGGACACAUUACAGGCUGACCAAGAGGCUGCUGGACCAGGCCUGGCGGCUGUGUGAACAGCUGGAGUGGAGGUGGCCGCAGGUGUUCCUCCUGAAGCAGCUGUACCGUGGCUGUGGCCUGGACAGCCUGCUGAGUGUGACAGAACAGGCACAGCUGCAUCAGCACCUGCAGUGGAUCAUCCCACCGGAGGCCAGGGGUGGGAAGGAGGAGAUCAUCCCAGAUCGUUUCAUCGUGUGUGGAGAGGACUACCGACAGCUGAGGGAAGAACUGGCCAAGUCCAUGGUCAGUAAGAACAUGGACGCUGUUAACGAUGUCCUACAGGCUAUGAACAUUCCCGUGAACGUGCGAGAAGUUGAGCUCCUGCUGGCGUUGUACCGGGAGGUCACGGUUUCCCGAGCCAACACCAACCAGGCCCGCCAUCCAUCCCAGGAUUACAUCACAGUCUCCCACCAGUACCUGCACAACUCUCCUGUCCUAGCCAACAAGCAGCUCGCUAUGGAACUGCUGACAAACAACCAGGGUGGUGGUAACCUUACCCUUACAGUGACACCAAACCAGCCGCCCAUCCAGAGGACCCUGUCUGCACUGGUGAUCCACACUGCUGCUGUUCUGGGUACAGGUGUGGGAGGACUUCUACUGCCACUCCAGACCCUCCUACAGAACCCACAGAACCACGCUGGUUCCUACUUCCCAACUAUGCCAGAGGACGUGUUGAUGGAGGCACGUCAGGCACUAGCAGAGCAUGAAGCACAGCUGCUUCGCUGGUUCCAGUGUGUGAAUGGACACCCUUACGCCAUCGGGGAGUGCGGUCAGCCCAUGGAGCAAAGCCGCUGUCCUGACUGUGGGGCGGCCAUUGGAGGGAUUAACUACCGUCCUGUUCAGGGAAUGCAGGCUGCCAGAAACAAUGACACCACCAGACCUGGUCACAUCCUGGGCCCUGCAGCCAACAGGCCGGCUGUGCCCAUCUCUGAGCGAGCCUUGUCCGUAGUGGCCACCUGUGUGGUCAGACUGGUCAUGCAUGCAGCCAUGGUCAAGGCAGCUACCCACAAUCCUCAGGGUGUUGCGAAUGUGAUCGACCCCAGACCGCCCAAUCCCUCACAGUUCCUGUGGCAGCACCUUGAACUCGACCUUCAGCAGCUGGGCCGUGCCCUUGGCAGGAGUGCAGACGAUGCCGCUCUGUUCAUGCACCUCAUUCUGCACGACCUUCUCACACCGGAGGCACAAGCGGCUGCAGGUGACUGGUCCUCCAAGGCAAGCCGGAGGCAGUGGGAGGAAGCCUUCAUGGUCAGAUGUGUCAACCCCAUCCUACACCAAGGUCUAGACGCCCUGCUGCAGCAGACUAACGCAGCGCUACACACCGACGACCGGCUCAGUAACAACCCGCUGCUGCAACUGCUGUGUGAGGUGGUGACUCCCCGGGACAGGCUGGACCUGGACAGGCUGGCGGACCUGCCGGAGAUGUGGAGACACCGGCCACAGAUCAACCUGGAGAGUCUGACUCAAACAAUGGCAGAGAACCAGCUGCAGCUGCCUGUGCUGGAGAAGUUCCUUGCUGAGAAAGAGGUACUGGAGGCCAUGAGACACCUGCCAGACAUCCUCCGUCUACAGAAGCUGCUCAUCACACAGUAUCAGGGACACAUUGAUGUAGCCGAGGCAAUGUCCAUCAAGGUCAGCGACUUCCUCAACAAACAGCCUGAAGGUGCUGUGUACGAGGAGUUCCGCCAGCUGGUGGAAAGUUUCCGUCUAACCUGGAACCUGAUACGCCACCUGCUGGCCAGAACCACAUCUCAGGCAGUGCCAAGGGAACUGUGUCAAACGACUUUUGACCCUGUGAGAACCAGCCUGUACCAUCUCCUCCCCAUCAAGAGAACAGUCGUGCCAACCUCCUGCUCCACAGCGCUGGUGCUGUUCCUGGCCAGCGCACACAACAGCUUUGUACUGGAGACACAGGGCCAUGCAGCAGCACAGAGCUCUAGUACCAGUAGAUCUGUCCUGCUGAGUGAUGUGAACACGGCCCAUGUGGUGUGCUGUCACCCUGACCAGGACCUGCUGCCCCUGGUGCUGUCCCACUGCUGUUACUCGCUGGCGGUGGGGGAGGGCAGCAGGGUGGAGUACGACCUCCCCGCGCUGGAGAGACAGCUGGUGGAACGCUUCGUCUCGGGAAAACCCUGGAUCAACGAUGAGUUUGAAACAUUUGUCUUCAGACAAGAGACCAAGAAUGUUGCUAUGUACAAGAGCUUGAGAGACAAGAUUCCACAGGAGCCUCUAUCCAAAGCUGUUCAGAUGCACAUCCUUCAAGAGCUGGGGACUCUCACCAACGUUUGCUCCUCUCUGGCUGCUGUGGACAUUGCCUUGAUCUUCCUGGCAACUACUGGAGGAGACCCCAGCACCCCUAUAAGGGAGUACUUACACAGAGUGUUGAAAAUGUAUGCGACUGCUGGCUUGCACAGCGUGAAGGCCAACCAGCACUGUCGUCUCAAACACAUCCUGUCUCUGUGGCAACUGUUGGCCGUGCAGCGAGCAAGGAUGUCCCUGGAAAAUGGUCAGGAUCCAUUUGAGGAUAUGCCUCAGCAGUAUGGGGAGAAACUGGACAAGUCUGAAGCCAGGACGCUGAAGGAGGCCUUGAGACACGUCAAUGUUGACAGUCUGCUGGCUGAGCUGUAUGAACUCAUCACUGUCGCAGAAGAACAAACCAGGCACCCGGAGUGGAGCAUGAUGGCUACCCUGAGGGCUUACAUUGAUGACAAGAACGCUCCUGAAGUGGAAGGGCUUGACGAACACUUCCCACCGACCAUCCUGAUGAAGCAUGCCUACUACACGUGGAGGAUGGUGGCAAUGUACAGGCCACACGAGGAACAAGAGACAUCAAAGAGAGGCGCAAACAGACUGAGACUCUGAAAGACCAAAUUUACUCCACAGAGACCAUGAUUGUAUAUAUUGUCACUAAAGCUAUUGCUGGAUCUAUAGAACUGUAAUUGUUUGUUUACAGCUAUGUCAAAUUAUGAGUGACAAUUUGUUGUGCAGCGAUGCCACAUAUAACAUUAUAUGAUAUAGAUGAUUUACAUGAAAUAUAUGGAAUUGAAUAUGUUUGCUCUGAAGACCAGUACAUGUACAUACUACAUGUAUUAACUAGAAGGAGAAGAAUGUUAGUUGGUUCAAAUAAGGAUACAUGUAAUGUUACAUCCUUACAGACUGUUGAAAAGAUAGCACAUGUAGUACAUGUAGUACUGUUAGUUAUGCAGAUUAUGUUAAUGUAAGGUGUGUUACAUAAAAUUAUCAGGCCAGUUUGAGAGUAUAACUACAUGUAGGUUAUGCUUACUUAUGGUUGGCCUGGUUUUGGAGUGAGAUGUGUACAUGUACAAUGUUUGUGUGUAGCAUGUACAUGUUGAACAUUAGUAUGAAUUGGACACAAGAACAAUCACCAAAACAUGAGGAAAUAUGAAUGGACAUUCCAUAAAGUUUAGGGAUUCGCAACCUACAAGUUACUUUUCUUACUAUUAAAUAUGAAUAAUGCUUGUAGAUGGCUUGUAAUUCUAGAGAUGUUUGUUUGGUAAGCUAAGGAUGAUUAGCUAAUAAGAGCACUGAUGAAGCGAUGUUACAAAUUCGUUAAUGUUUUAGGAUAAAGUGUUUAUAUGCUUCUUUCUUUCUGUCUUUUUGUUUGUUUGCCCUGGCC